Molecule: messenger RNA, 657 nt
Organism: Lathyrus oleraceus (garden pea)
Lineage: Eukaryota; Viridiplantae; Streptophyta; Magnoliopsida; Fabales; Fabaceae
Exons: 1
Coding region: 1-657 (218 amino acids)
Source: RefSeq, a predicted model, not a curated record
AUGGACUCGGUGAAAGGAAAUAUGGAGGAAAUGAAGGACAAGAUGGAUCAACUCACUAGAGCCAUUACCAAUAUGUUGGCAAGGGAAACUGAGACUGACAAAAGGAAGGCUACUUCCACAUCCACACCCCAACCUGGGGAUGUAAUGCUCUACAAGGGUUUACUUCUUCAAUGGGGUGGAGCUAAGGAUGAUGCCUUUCAUCCCAAGGGGUCUACCCUAACUCUUGCUCACAAUGGGGCAUCUCAUCCCGUACAAAUACCCAUUCUGCAAGAAAACUAUGUGGGCUUAAGCCAACAAUAUGAGGAGGAUUAUCCUACGAUAAUGGUCGAAGAAAGCAAACCAAUUACUCACUCUGCUGCCACUAUUUGGAAAACAAGAACUGAAGACAAAUAUAGAGUCCUAGAAGAAAGACUGAAAGUGAUUGAAGGCUUCAGUAUCUUUGGGGUUGAUGCUAUGGGGAUGUGCUUGGUUCCAGACGUCGAUAUACCAACUAAGUUCAAAACUCAUAACUUCGAGAAGUACAAGGGAGUCAGUUACCCAAGGAACCAUCUCAGGAUGUUCGUCAGAAAGAUGGCUGCCUACAUAGUAAAUGAGAAACUAAUGAUGCAUAUCUUACAAGACAAUCUAAGUGGGGAAUCCUUAGACUGUAACAUGUAG